Rubroshorea leprosula is the source of this 1629-nucleotide messenger RNA. NCBI's taxonomy places the organism in Eukaryota, Viridiplantae, Streptophyta, Magnoliopsida, Malvales, Dipterocarpaceae. The record is from the annotation of a GenBank genome assembly.
AUCAACUGUCUUUCUCGUCUUCUUUCUCCACAAAAAAAAAGGCCUGGCUCCGCCGUCGUUUGAGGUGAUCGCCGUCUAUAUUCUCUCUUCCCCUGCAACUUAGCUGUUAACGGGUCUUACUCUUUCUUCUCCAUCUUCAAUUUAAUCCAUAGAGAGAGGAACUCUCAUUCUUCACUCUCAAACAUGUUCUUCCACAUAGUAUUGGAGCGGAACAUGCAGCUGCAUCCGCGCCACUUCGGCCGCAACCUCCGUGAAAACCUCGUAUCCAAGCUCAUGAAAGAUGUCGAGGGCACUUGCAGUGGGCGACAUGGGUUCGUGGUAGCUAUAACAGGUAUAGAGAAUGUUGGGAAAGGCUUGAUUCGUGAUGGUACAGGAUUUGUAACAUUCCCUGUGAAGUAUCAAUGUGUUGUCUUUAGACCAUUUAAAGGCGAGAUCUUAGAAGCUGUUGUGACUAUGGUCAACAAGAUGGGAUUCUUUGCAGAAGCUGGACCUGUUCAAAUUUUCGUUUCAAACCAUUUGAUUCCGGAUGAUAUGGAGUUUCAAUCUGGAGAUAUUCCCAACUAUACUACUUCAGAUGGAUCGGUUAAGAUUCAGAAGGAUACUGAAGUCCGCCUGAAGAUAAUUGGAACUCGAGUAGAUGCCACAGAAAUUUUCUGUAUUGGUACCAUCAAGGAUGACUUCUUAGGUGUAAUAAAUGAUCCUGCAGCAGUUUAGGUGGAUGUUGGGGUGCUGAGGAAUGUAUCCUGCUAUGGUGUAGUCUACAUAUUAUGGUCAUGUUUAUCAGUUUUACAACCAUGGGUUUUCUCUAGGAAUUGCAAAAUGGGAUUUUGAUAACAGUCUUAAUUGACCAAAAUAGAUCUAGUUUUACUUAGUUAUGAUGUUGUACUGUAUAACUUUCCAAGUCACAUUGUUGUAUUAAAUUAUAGUGUAUGUGGUCUUAAUUCUAAAAGUAAACUUUUUGUUGCGUGACUAGGGGGAGGGGGAGAAGAGAACAGAAGUGGGGGACAGGUGAAAAGGCGGGAAUCGAUGAUGAGCUAGUUGUGUGUCACUUCAUUUAAAUUUCAAACCACAAUGACUGUGCCACUUGGUUGGGUCAGGUCAGGUCACCUCCAUUUGGGUAUAUGGGAUGGUGCAAUCCAAGUCAAGUCCUCUCCUCUCCUCCACAUAGGUUUUAAUCUCCAACCAUUGAAAAAAGCCCCAUGUAUUGGGGAAUUGAAAUUCUUUUCAUUCUCCACCUUUGCUUAUUUUGCUCUCAUAACUUUUAUAGCAACGUUUGAGAGCAACAACUAAUUCAGAUUGUCCUAACGGAAGUCAUCAUGCCUAUAUAUACAAACCUUCUCCCUCCCUCCUAGCCAUAUAUCAACACAAACUUUAGAAACUGCGAUCUCUAUAUUGUCCUCCAUGCAUAAACGUUCCCAACUACAACUUUUUAUCGCCCAAUUCCUAACUCUUUUGUUAGGAUUGGUGCAUGCUGCCCCUCCAACAUCAUGUUCCCAAACACCAUUUCCUGAGGUAUGCAACCAUUUCUUAGAUACUGCUGUAAACCUUGAAGAAAUUACCAAGCCUUCGUUCCGUGACCUUGCCCUUAAGGUCACCAUGGACCAAGCUAUACGAGCACACCAUCUAGUC